AUUGGAAGCAUAAAGCUGAACUUGCUGUAGAGUUUUGCUAUUAGAUGGCUGGGAUGUCAGGAUUUAGGAGCCUUGCACCUAAAACAAAGAAUGCUAUAGUUGCUGGGGGACUUUCAGCUUUUGUUUUUGGAGUAUAUUUCUACACCAUGAGAGCUGUUGGAGGUACCGAUGAAUUACAAGUGGCUAUAAACAAGUUUGAGGAGGAAAAAGGUCAGAAAGAGGCUGAAGCAAGCUUGUCAUCAAAGGUUUGAUCUUUUAAUAGUAACUCAGUUAUGCUGAUAAUGUAGUCGGGGAAAAAAGGUAACCCUUACUGUGAAAGACACCAGCCCUUUAUAUAUUUAUUUGCUUUUCGAAUAAAUAAAUUCAGUAUUUUUCAGUAUUUAGUGCGUUUUUCAA
This is a messenger RNA of Malus domestica (apple), 396 nucleotides long. RefSeq names its product protein NDR1. Gene Ontology annotation, biological process: defense response to other organism. Gene Ontology annotation, cellular component: plasmodesma; plasma membrane. Lineage: Eukaryota; Viridiplantae; Streptophyta; Magnoliopsida; Rosales; Rosaceae. The record is from RefSeq and is a predicted model, not a curated record.